CGCUGGUUUUUCGGACUGCGUGCGGAGUACGAUGUACUUAAGCAGGAUUGUCAUCCCACCUGAGGCUCAGAUCUGCCUCGACCCCGCCACAGCCACACUGCCUGUCUGUCAGCCUUCUCCAUCACCGCCAGGCCAGCUCUCCAUAUGAAGCCACGGAAGCACCAUCGCACAUUCCACCCUCAACAUGCAUCACCCUAAACCCCUCCCCUUACUAUGGACGGAGCCAGCGCCGUGCUCGCCUUCGCCCAGCUCGGCCUCAGCCUCGCCACCACCCUGAACACCUACAUCGCCGACGUGCGUCACGGCCGCGACGACAUCGCCAACCUCGCCAACGAGAUCGAGGCGACCGUCUCGCACGCCCAGGAACUCGACCGCAUCAUCCAAGAAAACAAAACCACAGCGCGCUGGAGCGCCCACGGGCUGUUUUUGGCCAAGAAGUGUCUUCAGGAUUGCCAGGAUGUGAUCCAGCGGCUAUCGAGGCUGCUCCGCCGCUCAGGAGGUGGGGACACGAUGCCCGCGGCGGCGGCGGGGGGUAGAUCCGUUCUUCCUGGCACAACCACCACCACCACCACGUCGGCGAGCGACACAACGAGCGACAGUCGGACGCUAGUUUCGCGCACGGAAAUUGAUGUGUCGCUUUUUGGCCGCCUCUCGUGGCCGCUGUUCAAGCCUCAGCUGCAGUUUCUGAAGCAGGAACUGCAGAAGAUUAAGAUCGAGAUGCUGCUGGCGCUGAGUACUUACCAGGCUAGUUCGACGUCAAAAGAAGAAGAUCGGAAGGCGAUUGUCGAGCGCAUCAUCGCGCUGUGGCGCUCGCGCACCGUCGCCCGUCGCGAGCUCGUCCUCUGUGGUCGCAGACUCGACCGAGCGACCCGGCCUGGUUACGGUGAUGUUCCCGGACAGAAUGAUCGAUUCACUACCUAUAUGAGUGAAGAACGUGGUGAGGAACCAGCGCACGAGUUGCCAAGGACCAGAGGCAUCUCGCCCGAAAGCCUCGACCGCGCGUAUGCUCGCCACCGCGGCCGGCGUCCGACACGAGACGCGCCUGAUGAUCUCGAGAAAGAGCGACCGUACAUGUCUGGCGAUGAAGCCUUUGAGGAGGGCAGAUUCGAGCACCCUCGCGAAGUCAGCACCACGCAAUAUGGGCCGCCAUACGCUCCGGAACCCGAGGACUCGGGGAGGAGGAACCCCGUCAAGCAAGCGAUCGACUAUGCCCUGAAGUUUGCGCUGGCGCCGGAGGACGAUUCUCGAGCGUCGAAGCAGAGGAUCUCGUCGCUGUGGAGCAGAUACAAAGGCGAUCCUGUGGCAUUGAGACAACUCUUAAGAAUGGUCAACACCAUCCCAGCAACGCAACGCAACCCCACAAUCCCACUCAUCCUACAAGACUCCACCACUGCAGACGGCCUCGCCUUCACCUGGUCUCUCCUCAUCACCAAGACCCCAGUCUCCUAUACCGUCCACCCAGUCGACUACCCCCUCCCACAGCUCACCAAGCGCCUUGCCCGCGAAGAACAAAAGUCCGCCCCAUCCGGCGCCCUAAACCUCGAAGCGUACGCAGCCGGAUGCCCGCGGUAGCUCCCGCGCCGAGUUCAGCCCCUCCACCAAGAGAUUGCUGGGCACAGUCACCCCCGCCGUGGCGGGCGCACUGAUCGCGGCGCUGCGGGAGCGCGCGCGGGACCGUCGUCGCCCGGGUCGGGAAUCCCGAC
This is a messenger RNA of Aspergillus fijiensis CBS 313.89, 1703 nucleotides long. RefSeq lists its product as uncharacterized. NCBI's taxonomy places the organism in Eukaryota, Fungi, Ascomycota, Eurotiomycetes, Eurotiales, Aspergillaceae. The record is from RefSeq and is a predicted model, not a curated record. Bases 214 to 1572 code for a protein of 452 amino acids. The transcript has 4 exons.